Phascolarctos cinereus (koala) is the source of this 11444-nucleotide messenger RNA. It is a transcript of the gene DOT1L, whose product is annotated as DOT1 like histone lysine methyltransferase. The record is from RefSeq and is a predicted model, not a curated record. Gene Ontology annotation, cellular component: nucleus. NCBI's taxonomy places the organism in Eukaryota, Metazoa, Chordata, Mammalia, Diprotodontia, Phascolarctidae. Gene Ontology annotation, biological process: regulation of transcription regulatory region DNA binding; DNA repair; heterochromatin formation. Gene Ontology annotation, molecular function: histone H3K79 methyltransferase activity.
GCCCCGCUGCGCCCGCCCCGCGCCCGCGCCCACUAGUAUGGUGCAGCGGCGGCCGCGCUCGCGAUCAUGGGUGAGAAGCUGGAACUGAGGCUGAAGUCGCCCGUGGGAGCCGAGCCCGCCGUGUACCCGUGGCCCCUGCCGGUCUAUGACAAACAUCAUGAUGCUGCUCAUGAAAUCAUUGAGACCAUUCGAUGGGUCUGCGAAGAAAUACCGGAUCUCAAGCUUGCCAUGGAAAAUUAUGUUUUAAUUGACUAUGAUACCAAAAGCUUUGAAAGCAUGCAGAGACUCUGUGACAAGUACAACCGAGCCAUCGAUAGCAUUCAUCAACUGUGGAAAGGAACCACCCAGCCCAUGAAAUUGAACACUCGGCCAUCUAAUGGGCUUCUUCGACAUAUCUUGCAGCAAGUAUAUAACCACUCAGUCACGGAUCCCGAGAAACUCAACAACUAUGAGCCCUUUUCUCCAGAGGUGUAUGGAGAAACUUCAUUCGACUUAGUUGCCCAAAUGAUUGAUGAGAUUAAAAUGACAGAGGAUGAUUUGUUUGUUGAUUUGGGCAGUGGAGUGGGGCAGGUGGUUUUACAAGUGGCUGCAGCCACAAACUGCAAGCAUCACUAUGGUGUGGAGAAAGCAGACAUCCCGGCGAAGUAUGCUGAGACAAUGGACAGAGAAUUCAGGAAAUGGAUGAAAUGGUAUGGGAAGAAGCAUGCGGAAUACACACUGGAAAGAGGUGACUUCCUUUCAGAAGAAUGGCGGGAAAGAAUUGCAAACACAAGUGUUAUUUUUGUGAAUAAUUUUGCCUUUGGUCCUGAGGUGGAUCACCAACUGAAGGAGCGAUUUGCUAACAUGAAGGAAGGUGGCAGAAUCGUGUCCUCCAAACCUUUUGCACCUCUAAACUUUAGAAUAAACAGUAGAAACUUGAGUGAUAUUGGCACUAUAAUGAGAGUUGUGGAGCUAUCACCACUGAAAGGGUCGGUUUCAUGGACUGGCAAGCCAGUUUCUUACUACCUGCAUACUAUUGAUCGAACCAUACUUGAAAACUAUUUUUCUAGUCUCAAAAAUCCAAAACUCAGGGAGGAGCAGGAGGCAGCCCGCCGCCGACAGCAAAGAGAAAGCAAGAGCAACACGACGACUCCAACGAAGGUCCCGGAAAACAAGGGAGCUGUGGCCUUGGAGCCUCGAGUGGAUUCUGGUGCUGAAGAAGAUAAAAAUGGGACGGCUGCUCUUAAAAAGCCAUCUCCUUCCAAGCCUCGCAAAAAGAAAUUAAACAAAAAAGGAAGGAAGAUGGCAGGAAGAAAACGUGGACGCCCCAAGAAAAUGAGUGCUGCAAACCCUGAACGGAAACCCAAGAAGACUCCAAGUGCACUGGAGCUUCUGCAUGCUCAGACUGUGUCCCAGGCAGCUGCAUCCUCUCCUCAGGAUGCAUACAAGUCACCUCAUAGUCCAUAUUAUCAACUACCUCCUAAAGUACAACGGCAUUCCUCCAACCAGCUAUUGGCAACUCCAACCCCACCUGCACUCCAGAAGCUAUUAGAAUCAUUUAAGGUUCAGUACCUGCAGUUCCUGGCCUACAUGAAAACCCCUCAGUACAAGGCAAACCUGCAGCAGCUGGUGGAGCAGGAAAAGGAAAAGAACACUCAGUUGUUAGGCACAGCCCAGCAGUUGUUCAGCCACUGUCAGGCUCAAAAAGAGGAGAUCAAGAGACUGUUUCAACAGAAACUUGAUGAGUUGGGAGUUAAGGCUCUGACCUACAAUGAUCUGAUACAAGCUCAGAAAGAGAUCUCUGCUCACAACCAACAGCUAAAAGAACAGACAAAGCAGCUAGAAAAUGAUAACAGUGAACUCAGGAACCAAAGCUUGCAGCUGCUUAAGGCUCGGUGUGAAGAGCUCAAGCUGGAUUGGUCUACUCUCUCACUGGAAAAUUUGCUGAAGGAGAAGCAGGCACUGAAGAAUCAAAUUUCUGAGAAGCAAAAGCACUGUCUGGAACUUCAGAUCAGCAUUGUGGAGCUUGAGAAGAGCCAAAGGCAGCAGGAACUACUGCAGCUGAAAUCCUCCGCGCCGGCUGAUGAGGCCCUGUCCGUCCACCUGCGAAGCAAAAGCAGCUUCAGCCGAGAGCUGGAGGCUGACCCUGCCAGGUUCCAGCUGGACUUGGAGUGCUCCAAGUUGUCCUUGCCCCACCUCAAUAGCAUGAGCCCCGAACUCUCUAUGAAUGGCCAUGCGACCACCUAUGAGAUCCAUAGUAUGCUUAGCCGACCUUCUUCCAAACAAAACACUCCACAGUAUCUGACCUCCCACCUGGACCAAGAAAUAGUUCCUUGCACCCCCAUUCAUAACAACAGACAGAAGGCAGACAAGCUGUCGAGUUUGUCCUUACCUGAUUACACCAGGUAUUCCCCUGCUAAGUUAGCCCUAAGGAGACACUUGAAUCAGGAUCAUGUAGUCCAUGGAAAAGCUACAGCUAAUGAAAUACACCACAGAGCUGAACAUGCAAAAGAGAAUGGCCUGACAUAUCAAAGUCCUGGUAUGUCAAAUGGCCUAAAGCUGAGCCCUCAGGAAACUCGGCCUUCCUCUCCCUCGGCCUUACAGAUUGCAGGAGAGAAGAGCAGUGACAAGGUUUUAAAAGAGCGAGCCUAUGCCAGCAAUGGAGAAACAAUCACCAGCCUCCCUAUCAGUAUUCCUCUGAGCACAGUGCAGCCCAAUAAACUUCCCGUCAGUAUCCCAUUGGCCAGUGUAGUGUUGCCUAGCCGCGCGGAGAAAGUGAGGAACACACCUAGUCCAGUUCAUCAGAAUCGAGAAUCUACUUCAGCAACACUUGAAAAACAGUUUGGUGCUAAUUCCCAUAAUGGUAUGAACAGUGCUGUAGGAAACAAGUCCCUUGCUUUGGCUACCUCAGGUUUUUCUUAUAGUGGCUCCUUGGCAGUCAAUGGAACGCUUUCCAGUAGCCCAGCCCAUCUUAACCAUGGUGCUGAGCAGGCAGCCCUAGACGAUUCCUCCAAUUCAGGGAGCCUCUUUAAUUCAGUGGGUUCACGGAGUUCUACGCCACAGCAUCCUUCUUUACUCAUGAUGCAGUCCCGGAACUCCGGCCAGAACUCUCCAACCCACCCACUUGCUGCCAGCCCGCGCCUCAAUGGAGCUUCUCAAAGCAUGAUGGGGAUUUUGCAGUACUCGGAUACUACAAAAUUGUUCUCUGAAGGUAACAAUGGGGAUCUUCCACUAGAUUCAGGCUUUUCAGAUCCUGAAAAUGAAGUCAAGAGAAGAAUCCUCUUUACAAUCUCGACCAAUACAGGGAACCUGAAGCAGUCUCCUUCCAACAAACACAGUCCUCUGACAGCUAGCAUCCGCACAGACUGUGGACAGGCUUGUGUGCAGGAGGGCAAGAAGAGGGGCAGAAGGAAGCGGUCUUCCACAGGGAACCCCAGUGUGAACUCUGCGGUAUCUCCCAAGCGCAAGCCCCUACCGUCGGUGGCAGGCCUCUUCACCCAGUCUUCAGGCUCACCCCUCAACAUCAACUCUAUGGUCAAUAACAUUAAUCAGCCUUUAGAAAUAACAGCCAUUUCCUCCCCUGAAAACUCCCUGAAGAACUCUCCUAUUCCUUACCAGGACAACGACCAGCCUCCUGUGCUGAAAAAGGAGAAGCCCCUGAUCCAGACGAAUGGGGCGCACUACUCACCCCUGACCUCGGAUGAAGAGCAGGGAUCCGAAGACGAGCACAACAGCAUCAGGAUUGAAAGGAAAAUCGCAACAAUCUCUUUAGAGAGCAAGUCUCCCCAGAAAACAGAAAAUGGUGGUGGCCUUCCAGGAAGGAAGCAAAGUCAGCUAACUGAAGGCAUCAACAGCAGUAAAUGGAAGUCUACCUUUUCGCCAAUAUCAGACAUCAACCUUACCAAAACAUCUGACAGCCCCUUACAGGCAGCUUCGUCCCUGAGCCAGAAUUCCCUGUUUGCCUUCCGGCCUUCCUCAGAGGAUACGAUGGCUCUUGAUGCUAAGAUCUCUGUGCACACGAGGAAAAACUUCCCCAGUUCUUUGUCAGGGCCUGAUGGUCUCAGCCCCACCACAAACUCCUCCAAUGGUUUCUCCUAUGCUGGAGGCCUAUCUGCUGCUGACAUGAGUUUACACAGCUUUCAUGAUGGUGCUUCUCUUUCUCACAAGACCACCGAGGUGGCCAGCUUAAGCUCACCUCUGGGUUUUCAGGCACAGCGGAGCAAAGAUGGCUCAGACGCCAACCCUUUUCUGAACAAGAGGCAGCUGGACGGCCUGGGAAGCAUGAAGGGGGAGGAGCUACAGAGGGCUGGAGGCAGAAGCAAGGAGGUGCUCGACGUGGGCCUGCAGCUGGGGGGUCCUUCUGAAAAGGGCUCUCUGCAACACAGUGGCAAGGCUGGCAAAGGACGGGACCGGGACUUGGAGUUUAAAAACGGCCACAAUCUUUUCAUUUCUGCUGCCGCCGCCGCCGUACCUCCUGGAGGCCUCCUCAAUGGCAAAGGCCUUUCCGGCGCGGCCUCUGCGGCUGGCCACCCUGCUUCUUCUGUUUCGGCGCACCACCCUUUUUUAAACACUUUCACCACUGGAUCCCAGUUUCCCCUGGGCCCUAUGUCCCUGCAGGCCAACCUCAGCUCGGUGGCAGGCUCUUCAGUAUUGCAGUCUUUAUUUAAUUCCAUGCCUGCUGCCGCCAGUUUGGUCCACGUGUCAUCGGCUGCGACCAGAUUGACCAAUUCUCACGCUAUGGGAAACUUCUCUUCUGGGGUUACAGGUGGAACAGUUGGAGGUGUUUUUAACCAUGCGGUGCCUUCUGCCUCUUCUCAUCAGUUUGGAGCCAGUUUCUGUAGCAGCACCAUGCUAAGCUUAAACCCAGUGCAGGCUGUGGUCACCCCCACUUCCUCUUCCUUCCAGGCCCCUUCCUCUAGCAUAGGAACAUGUAGCGAGGCUAGAGCCCCCCAGCACCUCAGGCCUGUGCAGCCUGUCCUGCAUCCUCCUCCUCCUCCUCCCCCCGCUCCUCCUCCUGCUAACAUCUCGUUACCUCCACCCCCUCCAUUACUCGCUGCUUCUAACCCGGAGCCGGGGCUUCUGUCGACCCUAACGUCUGUUCCCGCUAACAGAGCUUUUAUUGCGCCCUCGUCGGCUGCUUCUCUCCAGGCUAACGCUUCUCUGUCUAUCAAGCUCACUUCCCUCCCCCACAAAGCUUCCCUUCCCUCCUUCACAGUCCAUCACCAGCCUCUGCCCCGUUUGGCCCUGGCCCAGGCUGCACCCGUGGUCCCGCAGUCCAACACCGCUGGCCCACCCGCUAUGUGGGUUACCCUUGGCAUGCAGUCUCCUUACGCUUCGCACCUUUCUGGGGUUAAGCCGCGAUAAAGAGCUUGCUUAGCUAGCAGUUCAUAUUAUGUAAGGUAACUAGGAUUUCUACCUCAACCCCGUGUGACCUAUGCAAGGACAUCGUGGACCAACUCACUCAGCUUCCACUGAAAGGUGCUCACCUGGCCUGCAAGGGUUUCAGCUCACAAACUACUGGAUGACAACGUAAACAAAAAGAUUUUUUAAGUACGAAGAGUAAAGAAUAUUCUACUGUGAAUCGGAGUUUAAAAAAAAAAACUGCAGAAGAAAUGACUUAAAGGCUCCAGUUUGUAUUGUUGAUAGUUUUAGAUAAAGUAUUUAUCAUUUUUUAAAAAGUAAAAACAAUUUUGACUUAUUUUAUUCCAUCUAAGUCAUAAAAGGCAACUUAUUAAGAAGAUAUAAAUAACUAUAUAUAAGAAUAUAUAUAAAUAAAUAAGAUAUAUAUAAGGACUGGCACACCAGCAGAGACGUCAACAGCUUGUUCUCGGUGCUAUUUCAUCCAUCAGAACUGUGCCUCUGUAGUUCUCCUUGGUGCUGACUUUCGAGGGUUGACCAAUGCCAAAUAUAGUUCUUGGGAAAGUCUGCUUUAUUUAUUGAAGUCACUCUGUUCAUUUACCAAAGGCUUUACCUGUCCUGAAGAAGUGAGGGCAAAAAAGUUGAUGUGUGGGUUUGGGGCCUUGGUGGUUUUUAUUUGUUUGUUUUUGUUUUUAAAAACAACUCCUUUAAGCAACUAUGUAUGUUUGACCACUGUUUUCCACCUUCUCAACCAGCUGGUAGGCCGCCUGGUCUUUAGUCCUUGUGACCAUCCCACCAAACAGUUCAUCGUGAACUGAGAAUACCUUAAAGCUAGUUCCAUUUAAUGUUUUCCUUGUCCCCCACACAUGCCCUCAUCACUGAGUUCCCCUGUCACUGUGAAUUUUACCUGCUAUACUGUUAAUUCUUUUAGCCCUUUAUUUUGGGGAUGUCAUUGGCAUAUGAACAGGGUGCAUAAUUACUGGUGUUGGUCAGGCCCAUUUUAAUUCUUCAUGGCAACAUUGGACAUUAAUUCCUAAGCUGGGGCAACCUUUGAUUUCUCAGCUUUUGUUGUUUUUGUUCAAAGUACUCUGUAUUUUGUUAGUAAUUUUUUGAUACUUGACCCCCAGAUGGCUUGGCCUUUGUACUAAGUGCAUUUGCUUUUGUAUUUCUUUGCUUUUCAGUAGGUUUAAAUGGUAGUUCUCUCACAUACACACAAACACACACACAUACACACACAAAUCCCACACAACUAUCUUAUUACGCACCGAUCUGAGGAUGUGGCGACAGAUUAGUUGUCUUGUGACCUGGUGUUCUGUGUACAGAAAAGUGUCACGCUAUGGAAGUGACAGUAUUUUAUAGAGAUAUGAUGAAAAUUUAUAAAUUUCAUAUACUUGAUUUCAUUUAUUUUUAGAUUGUAUAAUGCACAGUAAACUUUUAAAAAAAGAGAGGAAAAAAAUUACAAAACAUUUUUAUUUAUUCAAGUGCACAAAAAAGGGUAUGGGUUCCAUUUUUAAGCUUCUCAUUUUGAGACUAGGUAUCAUGGAUUGGACCAAGUACUCAGAUAGGAAAUGGCAAUAACCAUGAAUUGCAGUAGUAUGUCGACUAGACCCAAUGUACCCCUGCCUAAGCAAGUGUUCAGUCAUGGCGGGCAGAGGCUUUUGAAGCCUUUUGGCCUCCUUGGAUCCAUUCCUGCAAAACUUACUAAAGCAUCCUAUUUUCACACACAGACCUGGGAUGGAGAAACACGUUUCUUCCUCAGCUGUUCUUACCUACCUUGAUUGAUUUCUUCUGCUUGGCUGCAUCGUGUUAGGCUUCAUCAGUUAAUUGGUAAUGAAUUAAAUGCCUAAUCUUGAUAAUAUUUCUUCUUAUUUGUGUCUCUCUGAAUCAGGUUAUUGCCUACAACCCAGCAGGCCGUGUCUGGGAAUGUUCUCAGUGUAGAAUUGUAUUUAGAAUCCAGUUGCUGGAUUAGGUAUUCCAAGCUUCAGCCUCUGCUACAGAAUUUCCCCAGCUGGUGAUUCUCCCUGUUCUUCAACCCUCGUCUCCCCCUCACCCCCCAUUCCUGCACUGAGCCACAGGGACGUGAAGGUUUCAUUGUCGGUACUCAGCAAAAGUGAGCAGGUUGAGUCGGACUGUUGGGAAGAAGUGAGUGGAGGAGGAGCUGGAGAAGAUAACUCACAAGGGCAGUAGCUUCUAGUAGAAGCUGGGAAUAUUCCCUGGAAUCCAGGAAGUCAUGAAAUGAAGCCUAGUAACUCCUGACCACCAGAGAGGCGAAUCCCCUAGCACAGGUUCUGUGGAAGCCCAAACUUGGAUGCGAGUCUUUGGAGCCCUGAGGCUCGGGGAAACUCACAAGAAAUGACUGUCCUCAGGUUGAGUUGAGGGCAACCUCAUUGUGCUGUCUCUUGACAUUAUAGAUAGAACUGGUGUCUUGUUAAAAGUGGUGGAUGUGGGCUUGGAGAAGGGAGGGCAAUGUAAAAUGAUGAGGCCAUUAGCAUUCCUUGUGGUUGGUACAUUGGGAUUCAAGAUAAGGACAGCUACUUCAUCGUUGCCCAGAAUAGCUCAAGACUGAGGGUAGUCAGGAUCUGGGGGCAGAUCAAAAAGGUUCCCGUGUUGGAGUCCAACUGGUGGCUAGAAUUAAGUGUGAGACUUUGGCAAAUCCAGUUAUUAGUGAAUGUAGCAGUGUUUCUGGAUGAAAGGUGAGGGCCCUUGGAGUUGCUCAGGUAGCUGGUUGUCUGGUCUUUGCCACCCCUAGCUCUCCCUGCCAUCCCUCUUCCCUGGCCGCCUUUGCGUACAGAAUCCCGGGAGCAGUUCUGGUCAGAUGAUCAGCCCACAUGUUGAUGGCCUUGAGAAUGGUUUGUUUUUUAAAGGCUACUACAGAAAGCCUUUGGGGCUUGGGACAUCGAAGUACUGAAAGCAUCGAGUCUGAUCGUUCAGCACCCAGGGCAUCUUUGCCGUUAGCCUUUGUUUUUACUGAGACCUCAUGCCCAAGUGUAGAUGUUGGGAGGUUGCUGAGGAGUAGGGGAAGGAGGACAGGAAGGAUGCUUUACCUGUGGACAGCUUUAAUUUAGGCUUCACGGCCUGAGGGUGAAUUGAAUGAAGCUGUUUCUGGGAGGAAAAAAGGAAACUCUCCUGUUGGGAUUUCCCAGAGGCAGCCACAGAGGUAAAAAAAUGUGGGGCUAGAAAGGCUGUUUUCUGCAGUGAUUCUAGGCUUUAUGACAGACCCCUUCAGAACAGCUCCCAUACGCCUAGUCUAGAUGGAUUCCCUUGUCAGCUGGAACCUUCCCCUGAACCUCAUGCAGGUGUCUGGGCAAGACACAGGCUUCAUCUUUCUUUUCUCAGGAACUAGUUUAAAAUAGGAAAUGAAACCAUUAAAAUUGUAUCUUGUAUUCCCAUAACUUUCAGAUCCUCAGAAUGUCAGUUAAUUCACAUCUAAAUUAAUAAAUGCUCUUUAGAAAGCAACCUUGUAAACCCCCUCACUGAUCAAGUCCGGUUUUGCUGGGUCCUCCCCAGUGGUGGGUGGUUUAAAAGAAUGUGACAGUGGCCGUGUUGGCUCUUCCCUCCAGUUCAGAACACUUGCCCUCCCCCCGAGUUUAUGGAGGGGGUGGGCACUAUUUGAUGAGAACCUGUACAUUCUAAGAGCUUAAAGAUGCCGAGAGGCUCUUUGAGGGAUGGUGGUGCUGAGCCAGCUCAGGUGAUGAUGGAGUGACAGAAUGUGUUUCCCGGUGCUCUUCCUCUCUCUGCUCUUUAAGGGGAAAUAGGAGGCCGAUGCAAACCCAUGAAUGUUGAGUGAAUAGGCCCAGAGUAACAGGUGUGUCCAGUGGGACAAGAGAGGCCUGAAAAAUGGAAGAUUCUGAUCCAUCGCUGUCUCUCCCCUCCCCCACGAGAUUAAAUUAUUGAGCAGGAAUGAAGGGUGGCUGGCUUUGUCAGCUGCCCUGGAGUCUGUGUUGAGAGGGGUCUUAGCUCCCUUUGAGCAUGCAGUUAAAGGCAUUCCUGCAUUGGGUGCUCUCAUAUAUUCAUAUAUAUAUUCGACACUUUCAGAGCCAUUCCUAGUGCUCCUAGUAAUUUCCCCUUGAAUAUGUUCUCUGAAGAUUUCCUUUGUCUGUUUUCACCUUCAGUAGUCACUGGAAGGGUUUCCCAUAAGUUGGUAAAGAUUGGAGAUUUUGAGCUUCAGCAGGCCUUGAACAAGGUCCCGUGGGUAUGGAUGCAGUUGGGCUCGGGGAGGGCAAGCAGCACGGGAGUGCUCCUUCCAAAACCUAGCAGACUGUCCCAAAAGACUUGGUCUAAUAUUGCAGCCUGCUGGAUGGGGAGGGCGUGUCGAGUUGGUAGGAGUGCCUCUUCCCCCCCCCCCUUUCUGCUCACCCUCCAGUGAGUUGCCAGAGGGUGACUGCUCCCUGUGAAGGCCUGGCAUGUUGGAGUAGCCAGAGGCAGUUCGCUGUGACCGCAGGGCACUGGGAGCCUGGAUGCUUGUUCUCUGGCACAACUGGAGGGGCCCUCCCCCUCACCUUGGGGGUGGGGAACAGGACUGGUUUGACCCUUUAGGGAGCUUACACACUUGAUUUGUGCUGUAGAGCAAAAGACCAAUUUUGAGAUGGUGCUAUUUAUCAGCUUUUAACAAACAAACAAACUUAAUAUUCAAGAGGGAAAUUGUUCCCUCUCUCCUUCCAGUGAAGUUGGUGCUCUCCUUGCUCCCAGGUGCUACGUGUGCUAUGGAUAGAUGAGUUGGAGAUCACCCAAUCCCAUUCUGCAUGAAGUAGGCCUGUUGUUUGUCUUCCUUGUGGCCUCCUAGGUGAAGGAGCAUGUUCAAAUUUCAAGGUUUUGGCACUUGUCUCCAACCUCGGUGACCCAGGCACCUUCCUUCCUCUCCUGGGUCCUUCCCCACCUCCUCUUGGCCAGAAGCUGUUAGGUGAUAUCUCUGCCCUCCCCAGCAGGAGGCUUAGAGGGACAGUCAGAGACACCUUAAGUAAGAGUUGGAGAGUCCUUCUGUGCUCCACACCGCACAGUCUUUGGAAUGGUGGCUGGCUGUGUUUCACAAACAUGUCGGAUGAAUUACUGUUUUGUGCCAUUUUUGUUCAUACUUUCUUCAUUAAAAAAAAACCAAACCUGUAUGCACACACACAUACACACACACAUUGACUUGACUACUGCAGUACAAGAUAGUACUGUGGCUACCAGAACGUAACACCUGAGAUUAAAUGGAAUUAUACUCUCAGUAUAUGGCAUUUGUGAAAUUCUUUAGGGAUUGAAAAUUUUUUUUUCAUUCCUUGAAGAAAAAAUAUGUGUGUGUCACUUUAAAUGCUGACAAAUAAUUAUAAUGUAUAAUUGAACAUGAUUAACCCUUCAGGUUGCCCUGUGACUGACUCUAAGGUACACCUGUAUGCUUCACUGAGAUUAGCCUUUCAUAAAGGUGCUUUUUAAGAGACGGGGGGAAGGGAGGAAUAGAUCUUUAGCUCAGGAGAGAAUUUGGGGUUUGCAAUCCGUUUAGCUAAAAUGGUCAACUUUGGCUUUUAUGCAUGGGAUUUAGAGCUGUUGGAGAGCAGAGGGGUCGUUCAGGGACAUGAAGCAGGUCAUGAAAUUACUUUGCUCGCAUAUUGAUUUGUUAAACUUUUAACAACUAAAACAGUCCCUUCCCCAGAAUGGAUUAAAAAACACAUCCCCACACACCCCCACACCCCUACAUCUUGCUUAGGACAUGUGCUAUGGGAUGUUUCCUAGUCAAUAGGAAUUAGUUUAUAUGCUUUAGCCUAUGAAUUUGUGACUUAUUUAAAAUUCAAAUUGUUUCCCUUAAUUUAUGUCAAUACAUUGUCAUUCCGUUCAUUUUUAGUAGGAAAUAGUUAAUCCUAAUCCUUUUCCCUCUCAUGCUUGUAAUUAAUUCUUCACAGUUCAGAAUUUAAAAGGUUUUCCCUUCUAUUUCAGUUCCUUCUAUCUUAAUUUGUAAUUGAGAAGAUGCUUUUAAGUUUGCCUUUAUAUUAAAAUCUGUAUUUUAAAUGUGUGUAUCGCUGUGUUGCUUCCCCCUUGAGGCUGUUGGUUUAAGCAUCCUUUCCUAUGGGAAAUCCAUAACAUUCUCCAUUUCCACCCCUAGACUCAAAUAAAAAUAUUUAUUUUCACUUGUA